UUCUCUGACCCCACUCCAUCAGGCAUUUCACCCCCGCUGCAACCCACUCAGCAGCCGCCUGCGUAGCCAUGGCGAAGACGGGAAUCAAUGUUCGAGGUGUAGUUUCUGUUACCCUAUUGCUUGUGCGAUGUCAUGGCUUCUGUGCUCCCAGUCUGAGGACAUCAACAGCACUCAAUAGAGUCCACCCCCCGACAGCAGUAGCCACGACAUCACCAACUCGGCACCAUCUGCCAGCGUAUGAUAGCCCACUGUCUGCCACUACGGUUGCCGCACGACGAGAGUCGUCGCGCUCGCGAUCAAGGGUGGCUCUAGCUGGGACCACGGUGGAGCCUGUGCCCACUGGGUGUCCUCCUCCUGCUUCCGAGGCCGAUGCCGGAGACCUCCCGGACGUGAUCGACAUCCUAGGGGUUAGCUUUGAGCGCUGGAGGAAAAACUACACCGAUGGACCGGCGUCACUCUCCGCUACCGGGGUAGCUGCGAACGGCUCGAAGGUUGACGGCGAUAAGAUGGUGCUCUUGUAUUUGCCCGGGAUCGAGGGGCUUGGUACUUCGGUCGAGCCCCAGCUACCUGCUCUCUCCGAGAAGUUCGACGUGUUCAGGCUCAUCAUCGGGGCAGAAGAUAGGUCCACCUUCUCAACGUUGUCCAGAGCGGUGACUCAGUUCGUUGACGUUGCUAGCGGAAAGGGUGGUGGGAACCAGGAGAAGAAGACGGUGGUUCUCGGGGAGAGCUUCGGAGCUAUGCUAGGCAUCCGUCUUGGGCAGCUCAGACCGGAGCGUGUACAGGCGGUCUUCGCCGUAAACCCGGCCACGAGCUUCGGCCGCACAGCGUGGAGGUCUCUGGGUCCUCUCUUGUCCCUCGCCCCCAAGAGCCAGUACAAGGCCGCGUCGGUGGCGGUGUUCGCUGCAACCAUCCCGGAUGUGUCCCAGAUGAUGAGCGUGGUGGACGUCAUGAUCGACCCCAACAACGGAAUUAAGGUCACGGACAGACCCAAGGCCCUGGCCGACAGGCUGGGGGGGUUGUGGGAAAUGAUCUCAGAAGUUUCCGAGAACCUUCCCCCGGCGACUUUGAGAUGGAGGAUCCAGAACUGGCUGGCUGCGGGACAGGGCCGUGUCGAAAGGGGGCUUGCAGACAUGAAGGUUCCGGUGGUCGUUGUUGCGGGGUCCGCGGAUAGGCUCCUGCCCUCGGUGAACGAGGCCGAGCGUCUGAAGAACCUUAUACCGGGAUGCCGGAGCAUGGUGCUCGAGGGACACGGACACGCUCCACUCUUCGACGGCCGGGUGGACAUGUCACAAAUCAUAGCCGGAGAUUCCGCGUUGGAGGGCGUUGUUUUUCCGGAGGGUGACACUGAGCAGCACAAUGGAGAUGAAGAAGGACAAGGCAAGGACAUGAAGUCGCUCUUGUCCGGGGUGUACUCGAAGGACUGGGUGAACGACUUCGUCGAGCCUGACGCGAGCGUGAUUGAAGAGGGGAGAAAGACGAUCGACUUCCUCUUGAAGAGCGUGAGCCCGGUUUUCUUCUCCACCGGCGCUGACGGCGUCACCGUGUCCGGGCUGUCGGAAGUUCCUGAUGGAGACAACUCCACGAGCCGACCAAUCAUAUUCGUCGGGAACCACCAACUCUUGGCGCUUGACCUGGGGGUCAUCGUGGAAAGGCUGUUCUCUGAGAGAAAAAUUCUGGCCAGAGGGCUUGCCCACCCGAUAGUGUUUAUGGGCCGAACCACCCCUCGCGCUUUAGACGGUGUGGUGGAUGGUGUCGUCAAGUCGAGCGAGGAGCAGAGUAUGACUGAAACCGGCGAGAUGAACAGCAGCAACAGCAACAACGUCAGCAACAGCGAGAGCAAGGACAGCGCUGCAGGUGGACAAGAGAAGGCAGGGGAGGCCCAAGGAAAGGACGAGAACGGUAUGCAAGCGUUCUUCACGAAGUUUGGGGCGGUGCCGGUGUCCCCGCGAAACAUGUACCGCCUGCUAAAGAGAGGGGACAACGUGCUGCUGUUCCCCGGUGGAGUUAGCGAGGCAUACCACAGAAAGGGCGAGGACUACAAGCUGUUCUGGCCGGAGAAGGCCGAGUUCGUUCGCCAAGCCGUCGCCUCCGGCGCUAUCAUCGUUCCCUUCUCCGCCAUUGGCGUCGCCGAUAGCCUGGAGAUGGUUCUCGACGGGGAUGAACUCCUGGACUUGCCCAUCAUUGGAGACCGCCUGCGGAAGUCAAGCGCAGCUGCACCCUCUGCGAGAGGUGGGAGCUCAAAAGAGCAGUUCGUGUCCCCACUGGUGUUGCCGAAGCUUCCCUCUCGAGUGUAUGUCAGAUUCGGUGAGGCGAUCACCCUUGAAGGCCUGGACAAGAGCGAUAAGGAAGCUUGCCAAGAGGUUUAUGAGACUGUCAAGGACGAGGUGGAGCUAGGCAUCCAGUCAUUGCUGAGAGCACGAGAGCAAGACCCUUACCUUGACCCGACAACACGCUUGCUCUACGAGCGGGUGAAAGGGGAGGCCGCCCCUACGUUUCCUGCCUCAGUUCUCGAUGCCGCAGUAUUGAGAACAAGGCUUGCUCGGGAAGGGAAACGACGAAGGCAGAGGCAAAGAAUUGUUGCACCGGCCACGACGGAGAAGCCUGUGGAGUCGACAGUUGGGGUGGGCACCGCCGCGGCUGACAAGUUGGCGGACAAAGUAACCGCUGUGGCCCCUGAACCAACGGAGUAGAGUUGUAUACAAGACUACAGGCAUCAAUUUUGUAGGCAGCAGGCGGAAGAAAAACGCAGCAAGGGAAUGGAUUGCGAUGGAAUUCGGAAGGGGGACAUCGCAAACGGAUUAGAAGAAUGGGAUUGGCAGCUUGAAUGGUUGACAAGGUAAAUGCUGAGUGGUACGAGCUAGGGAAGGUGGAGUUGUCAUAAGCAUGGGUCACAUGGAGAUGGGAGGAGAGUAGGUGUGGAAUGGCAUUCUGUAGCGUUAUUGAUGUCAUAUUAUGCCAACCGUAGAGAAAGAGGAGCGUUGAGCGGCCUCGAAAGCCAGCAGAAUCUGAACAGGAACGAAACGUGAAACAUUUCAGAAUCAGGUGCAUGUAGGCGAGUGUUCUUAGCCAAUUGAUCACUGCUGUAGACCUCUUCUGUGCUGUGUGAGCUUCUGGCUACGGAGAGUCGGCUAGGGGUGGUGCGACCUUUUUGGGUAAAUUUCAUCAUGCAAUAUUAUGAUGAACGAUAUGGUAAUACUGCUGUGACAGUAGUACUGAAGCUUUUGAACGAGUCUACCGUUGGAAACGAUUGUGAGACACGUGAGGAAAUGGCCCGUACAUGUGGAGUUUGACGACACGUUUGGGUAGCCUUUCCGAAACGGCAGCCUGCACGUGUGUGCUGCAUAGUUGUGCGGCUCCGGG
This is a messenger RNA of Ectocarpus sp. CCAP 1310/34, 3360 nucleotides long. The record is from the annotation of a GenBank genome assembly. Lineage: Eukaryota; Phaeophyceae; Ectocarpales; Ectocarpaceae.